GUGUGCGACCCGCGAAGUCCCGGGCCCCUGUCAGAGCCCGGCCUCCUGACGCCGCCAGUGGGCGGGGCCGCCCGGGCCGCCUCCGCCGCUGUCAUGUACCCGCCGCCGCCGCCGCCGGCGGCGCCGCCUCGGGAUUUUGUCUCGGUGACGCUGAGCGCCGACCGGACUUACGACGGCAGCAAAAGCGGGCGGCGGCGCUCGUGCUGGAGGAAGUGGAAGCAGCUGUCGAGGUUGCAGCGGAACGUGAUCCUCUUCCUGCUCACGUGCCUGAUGCUCUGCGGGCUCCUGUCCUACGCCAGCGUGGCUGACCAGUGGCGAGCGGGGAACGGCCGGUCCGCGGAGGAGCGGAAGAGGAGACCAGCGGACCCGCCCGUCUUGCCAGCUCCUCGGAAAGCAGAGGACCUCCCGGGCCUCUUACCGCAGAAGCCUCAAAGGCAUCUCCGACGGGGACCUCCCAACCUGCAGAUUCGAGCCCCCGGUGAAGGCUCCGAGGACAGGAGGCAGGACGACACCAAGUGGAGGGACGAGGCAGUGGGUGGCGCGCGUCGGGAAGGAAGCACACGGAGAACGGUGGUCAGCUGGAGGGGAGCGGUGAUUGAGCCGCAGCCGGGCACCCAACUUCCUUCGAGGGAGGCGGAGGCGCCCCCCAGACCUUCCUCCCAGGCCCCCAGGAUUCAGAACCAGGCAGCCUCCCCGAACGAGCGCCAGAGGGCCGUGAUCGACGCCUUCCGCCACGCGUGGGCCGGGUACCGCAAGUUUGCCUGGGGCCACGACGAGCUGAAACCUGUGUCCAGGUCCUUCAGCGAGUGGUUUGGCCUGGGCCUGACGCUGAUUGACGCCCUGGACACCAUGUGGAUCUUGGGCCUGAAAAAAGAGUUCGAAGAGGCCAGGAAGUGGGUGUCUAAGAAGCUGCGGUUCCAGAAGGACGUGGACGUCAACCUGUUUGAGAGCACGAUCCGCAUCCUGGGCGGGCUUCUGAGCGCCUACCACCUGUCCGGGGACGACCUCUUCCUGAAGAAGGCCGAGGAUUUUGGGAAUCGGCUCAUGCCUGCGUUCCAGACGCCCUCCAAGAUCCCGUACUCCGACGUGAACAUCGGCACCGGGGCCGCCCACCCGCCCCGCUGGACCUCGGACAGCACGGUGGCCGAGGUCACGAGCAUUCAGCUGGAGUUCCGGGAGCUCUCGCGCCUCACGGGCAAUAAGAAGUUUCAGGAGGCCGCGGAGGAGGUGACGCGGCGUGUGCACUCGCUGCCGGGGAAGAAGGACGGGCUGGUGCCCAUGUUCAUCGACACGCACAGCGGCCGCUUCACCCACCCGGGCGUGUUCACCUUGGGCGCCCGGGCCGACAGCUACUACGAGUACCUGCUCAAGCAGUGGGUCCAGGGCGGAAAGCAGGAGCCCCAGUUACUGGAAGACUACCUGGAAGCCAUCGAGGGGAUCCGAAGGCACCUGCUGCGCAGGUCUGAGCCCGGAAAGCUCGCCUUCGUGGGGGAGCUCGCCCACGGCCGGUUCAGCGCCAAGAUGGACCACCUGGUGUGCUUCCUGCCAGGGACGCUGGCUCUGGGCGCCCACCACGGCCUGCCCGCUGACCACAUGGCGCUGGCCCGGGCGCUCAUGGACACCUGCUACCAGAUGAACCGCCAGAUGGAGACCGGGCUGAGCCCCGAAAUCGUGCACUUUAACCUGUACCCCCAGAACGACCGCAAGGACGUGCAGGUCAAGCCGGCCGACAGGCACAACCUGCUGCGGCCCGAGACGGUGGAGAGUCUGUUCUACCUGCACCGCCUCACGGGGGACCCCAAGUACCAGGACUGGGGCUGGGAGAUCCUGCAGAGCUUCAACGCGUACACACGGGUCCCCUCGGGCGGCUACUCCUCCAUCAGCAACGUCCAGGAUCCCCUCAACCCCCAGCCCAGGGACAAGAUGGAGAGCUUCUUUCUGGGGGAGACGCUUAAGUACCUGUAUCUGCUCUUCUCGGACGACCCGAGCCUGCUCAGCUUGGACGCCUACGUGUUCAACACCGAGGCCCACCCCUUGCCCAUCUGGGCCCCGCCGGACGGGGCGUGACUGCCCCGUGGGCCCCACCCCAACAUUUCCCAGGUCUUGUGUUUAUGGAAGCCUGUCUGUAGACCCCUGGUUGGGUCAGUCCACUGUCCUUGGCCUAUGGCCCUGUAGUGUCCAGUCGGCCGGCUGCCUGUGGUCCAGGCCUGGGUGAAUGGAGACACCAGAGGUUCCCGGGCCUGAGCAUCUCAGGGCCUCCCGGGUGGGCAGGACCACUGGGUAUCCUGUGUGAGCCUCUCAUGAUGAUGGUGUUAUAACGUCAGCCCCGUGAAUCACGGUGGUCCCGUCCACUAGGGGAGCCUCCUGCUUCCCGAGGAAACUGGAAUCAUGACUCACAUUCCUUGUACCUGAAUGUCUUACUGUCAGCCCGUGCGCGGGCUUCACGGUCCCAGGUGACUGGUCAUCUCCCCGGGGUGCGCUGGGUCCCCCGACAUCGUGGCAGUGACCAGAGCUGAAGGGACAGCCCAACAUGUGACUCAGCCAGUGGUCUCAGAGCUUGCGACCUGCCCGGACCCAAGGGUCUGAGGGCGUCUGUGACCUCUGAGUCCGGGCAUCUGGCGGGCUGUGGCGUUUACACGUUGGACUCAGGGAUCCUCCCCCGGCCCUGAAGGGGCGGGAGGGGAGGGUGGGCGGGCGCGUCCUGCUCCCGGACCACCUGCUAGAGUGGACUUUCCGGGCAGCAUAAAAGUAGGUUUGCUCUUAUCUCCGCUGUGUGGAAGACUGUGCUCAGCUGGGGUCGGGGUCUAGCCAUUGUGGUCACGGCACACCUCGCACUCUGCUCGGAGGUCAGGUCUCCCACUGUGACCAGCAGCCUGGGGAACCAGCGUGGACAUGAAGUCCACGUUCCUGUGGUACCUGCCGCCCUGCCCUUGCUCAUCCCGGCGAUGUUUGCGUCCUGGGCUCCGUGUCCGUAGGUCUAGGUGUCCCUGUAGCCCCGCCACUUGGCUCAGGAGCCUGACACUUCCACCCCUGAGCCCUGACUUGCGGCGCUUUUCCAAAGACAAACCUUGGUUUCUGGGGGACCCUGUUUCCUGGGACCAGGUAGCCUCACAGGCUCAGGUCCUCUCUCUGGGGCACUGAGCUGCCAGGGUCUCCACUGCUAGUGGACGGUGCCUUUGGCGGCCCAGGCUCCCAGUGCCUGGCAGGACCUGGGUUCUUGGCCGUGUUCCCGGUUGUCUCAACACUGCACGUGUCCACUGGCUGCCCUUGGGGCUGCCAUGUACUCCUGACCCGACAUCUGGUCUCUCGCGCCUGGAACGGGGUGCGCGGCCUGUCUCCCAUGUGGGCUCUGGUACCUCACCUCCCAUCGCCACACACCAGGGGUGGGAUAGGGACUGGGCCCCCCGCGGAGGAGGAGCUGCAGCCCCAGGCCUGGCCCCCCAGAGGCACGGCUGGGGGGGUGCUGGGAAGGAUGCUUGGGCUGGCUGCAAGGUGCCCCCGACCAUGCCCUGAGACCACACAUGAACUGCGGGCUCUGUUUUAUUAAACGUGCGGCUGGUUUCUA
Molecule: messenger RNA, 3565 nt
Organism: Neogale vison (American mink)
Lineage: Eukaryota; Metazoa; Chordata; Mammalia; Carnivora; Mustelidae
Product: endoplasmic reticulum mannosyl-oligosaccharide 1,2-alpha-mannosidase-like
Exons: 13
Coding region: 94-2067 (657 amino acids)
Biological process (GO): carbohydrate metabolic process; N-glycan processing
Cellular component (GO): membrane; endoplasmic reticulum
Molecular function (GO): mannosyl-oligosaccharide 1,2-alpha-mannosidase activity; calcium ion binding
Source: RefSeq, a predicted model, not a curated record